UGCACCCCACCCACCAUUUCUCAUUUGAACUUAGUUAGUUCUUUGGCUUUGGUUUUGUAACAAAAUUGAUUAUAUUGAUCAACCUUAUAAAAAAGCUAUAUAUUUUUUAUGUUCCACCAAUAGUGCCUCAUACUCACAAAGCUAAAAACCUAAGACAUAUUUUGUUCAUUAAUUUGAGGUACUAAUGGGGAACACUUUUGGUUCAAAAAAGACCACAAAGGUCAUGAAAAUAGAUGGUGAAACAAUGAAGCUAAAAACACCAAUAAAAGCUGGAGAAGUGCUUAAGGAUCAUCCAGGUCUUGUUUUGUUAGAUUCUGAAGCAGUUAAGCAUUAUGGUGUUAGGGCAAAGGUAAUUGAAGCACACAAAGAGUUACAACCAAAGAGGCUUUAUUUUCUUGUGGAGCUUCCAAAAGAAACAAAACCAAGAAGGAUUCGUUCCGGGAUUCAAAUGAGUGCCAAAGAUAGACUUGAUAAUUUAGUGCUUACUAGGAGAUCUGCUUCUGAUUUGUCAAUUUUGAAACAAAGUAAAAUGAAUGAUAAUAGUGGUGAAUUGGAAGGUAAGGAGAAUGGUGGUGGGGUGAGGUUGAAAGUUAGGCUUCCUAAGGCUGAGGUGGAGAAGUUGAUGAGGGAUUGCAAAGAUGAGGCUGAGGCUGCAGAGAUGAUUAUGCGUUUGUAUAAGGCCAGUGGCAAAGGGGAAAAGGAGACUAUAGUUAAGGAGAGUCCGAGGACUCCGAGAACUCCGAGAACACCACGACAGAAAAGGGUGAGUUUUAUGCCAAGCAAUGAAGGAGGGAUUCAAAUAGCUGUGGCUUCAUAAUCAAGUGGGUGCUAUUCCUGGAGAAUUUCUCACCAAACUGAGGAGAUUUUGUUAUGUUUAGUUAAAUAAGAGUUAUGUAUUAUUCAUACAAUACGUAGGAUCACAACAGGUUACUAUUUUUUAGGUGUUUGUAUGAAUAAUAAUUAAUUAGUAAUUCAUUUCAUUUCAUAGAGUAAUAUUUACAUCUUUAGUAAAAUUAGUUGCUAUAUAUUUGGUUGAGACACCAGAGUCCAGUUGUGACUUGUGUGUGACUAGUUGUAAACCUAUGUAUUGUAUUAAUAGUUCAACUCCUACAUAUGUACAUAUUGGAGAUUAUUUCAUAUAUGUUUUUUUUUUUAUAUA
Molecule: messenger RNA, 1159 nt
Organism: Medicago truncatula (barrel medic)
Lineage: Eukaryota; Viridiplantae; Streptophyta; Magnoliopsida; Fabales; Fabaceae
Exons: 2
Coding region: 185-817 (210 amino acids)
Source: RefSeq, a predicted model, not a curated record